AUGUCUGCUGCUGCCAGCUGUCUGCUGACUGAAGAUCAGUUUCUGUGCUCCAUCUGUCUGGAUGUGUUCACUGAUCCAGUCACCAUACCAUGUGGACACAACUUCUGCAAAACCUGCAUCACUAAACACUGGGAUAAAAAUGUCCAGUGUCAGUGUCCCAACUGUAAAAAGAUUUUCUACACAAAACCUGAGCUGCAGGUGAAUACUUUCAUCUCUAAUAUGGCUGCUCAGUUCAGACAGUCAGCUCAACAGAACGUCAGCAGUAGCAGCUCAGAGCAGCAAGUCUCUGAACCAGUAGAAGUUCCUUGUGACGUCUGCACUGGAACCAAACUGAAGGCCCUGAAGUCCUGCCUGGUCUGUCUGGCCUCCUACUGUGAGACUCACCUGCAGCCACAUCUGACAGCGUCACGUCUCAAAAGACAUCAGCUCAUCGACCCUGUGGAGAACCUGAAAGGCAGGAUGUGUCCCGAGCAUGAUAAAUUGCUGGAGCUGUUCUGUAAGACCGACCAGAUGUGUGUCUGCAUGCUCUGCACUGUUUUAGACAACAAGCCACAUGAUGUUGUUCGUCUGAAAGAAGAAUAUGAAGGAAAAAAGGCAGAGCUGGGGAAGACAGAGGCUGAAAUUCAGCAGAUGAUUCAGAAGAGACGACUGAUGAUUGAGGAGAUCAAACUCUCAGUGGAGCUCAGUCAGAAAGAUGCAGACAGAGAGACAGCAGAUGGUGUUCAGGUCUUCACUGCUCUGAAGGAGUCUGUUGAGAGAAGCCAGGCCGAGCUCAUCUACACGAUCAAAGAGAAGCAGAGAAAGACAGAGAAACAGGCUGAAGGCUUCAUCAAAGAGCUGGAACAGGAAAUCUCUGAGCUGAAGAAGAGAAGCACUGAGGUGCAGCAGCUCCUACAGUCUGAAGACCACCUCCACCUCCUCCAAAGCUUCACCUCCCUGAAUGCUGCUCCACCCACCAAAGACUGGACAGGAGUCACUGUCCAUCCACCUUCAUAUGAGGGGACAGUGGGGCGAGCUGUGAUUCAGGUGGAGGAGAUGCUCAGUAAACAGAUGAAGAAGCUGAUUGAGGCUGAGCUGAAGAGGGUCCAGAAGUAUGCAGAGAAUGUGAUGCUUGAUCCUGAUAUAGUACAUCCCAUACCCACUCAGCCUAAAGACAGACAACAGGCAAGUAGCUGUAGAUGUGUCUCAUUAAAGAAGGCUUUAACUUUAAGAUUUUACUUUGAGGUUCAGGUUCAAAAGUGGUCUCACUGGACUCUAGGGGUGACCAGAGAGUUGACCAACAUAAAGGAGAAAAACACACUGACCCCCUCAAAUGGUUACUGGACUGUAUCUAAAAAGUGUGAACAUGGGUACUCUGCUGCUGCUAACCCUCCAGUACCUCUCUACCUGAAGUCUCGGCCUAAGAAGGUGGGGGUGUUUGUGGAUUAUAAGGAGGGUCUGGUCUCCUUUUAUGAUGUUGAUGCUGCAGCUCUGAUCUACUUCUUUUCUGGCUGCUCCUUCACUGAGAAACUCUACCCAUUCUUCAGUCCCUGUCGAAAUAAUGGAAUCGAAAUCCACAUCUUCAGAAUUCCUUGUACAACACAGUGAGGAGAAACUUUUGAUAAAUGAACAAAACUGUUCAGUGUCAUGUAAUGUAUUAUAUCUAAAUACCAUAACAUAUUUACUGCUCAACUUCCUAAUUCUCACCGGUCUCUUUAUAUCAUGUUUACCUAUAAUAUAUACCAUUGCUUCUUACUGUUGCAAAUAAUCUCCUGUUUAAAGUAACCAAACUUUUUUUCCCUAUCUAAUACUAUUUCUGCGUUCAAAACUGUCCUAGCUUUUCAAAAAUGUGUUGAAUUGGCAUAGCGUUUGUCUGGGAAGGGACAUUUAUUACGUAAAUUGUUGUAUGUAUAACAUUUUUAUGAAUUGGCUAAUAUUAUAUGUUUUUCCUGAUAUUGUGGUAAUUUCUAAAAAAUAAGUAAAACCCAAUUGACUCUUGGAUGGUUGCAGGUCAGUAGAG
Messenger RNA from Centropristis striata (black sea bass), 1999 nucleotides. RefSeq names its product E3 ubiquitin/ISG15 ligase TRIM25-like. NCBI's taxonomy places the organism in Eukaryota, Metazoa, Chordata, Actinopteri, Perciformes, Serranidae. The coding region runs from base 1 to 1587 and encodes 528 amino acids. The record is from RefSeq and is a predicted model, not a curated record. Gene Ontology annotation, molecular function: zinc ion binding; protein binding. The transcript has a single exon.